Pseudomassariella vexata is the source of this 1678-nucleotide messenger RNA. Its product is annotated as peroxin Pex22-like protein. Lineage: Eukaryota; Fungi; Ascomycota; Sordariomycetes; Amphisphaeriales; Pseudomassariaceae. The record is from RefSeq and is a predicted model, not a curated record. The coding region runs from base 235 to 1488 and encodes 417 amino acids. The transcript has 3 exons.
CCGGCGAUUGGGAACCUGCUUCAGCUGCAUUAAUUGACGACUGCUCCGUCCCAGCCUUGCCAAUUUCUCAAACCGGGCACCACCACAUAGCACAUUUCUUGAGCAUUAUCGAAAAUCGUCAGUGCCCUCUCUCUGCUCUGUGUGUCGUGAGCUUGCGCGCAUGAGCCGCUCAAGCAUUAUCGAAUGAAUAAACCUUAUUUGCAAUGAACCCCCCUCCCGCAUAAAACCCCCCAAAUGUCGUCUUCCUACGAUUCGUCGCGCCGCCGGGGCGUCUGGAGCCACUGGGUUCCGCUGGUGGUGACCGUGACAGUCGCGACGGUGGGUGUGGCUGCCUGGGCCUGGAGCCAGCGCACCAACGAGGAGGAGCACGAUCAGCCGCCCCCCGACCUCGAUUAUGACCAUGCUGACUAUGGCGACAAUCCGCCCUACGGCGCCGGCGACAGUACCGACAAGAACAACCCGAAUCGCAGCCUGAACAAGGCGAGCUCGACCAUUUCGCGUGCCGAAAGCGCUACCUAUGGUGUCACCGAAGCACAUGCCGAGGCCAAUGCGAAUGCCGGAUGGGGACAACAGAUGUCGGGGGCUUUGCGCCGGACGCCUAGUCCCCAGCAGUUCCUCACCAACGCGGGGAAGACGGUUGCGGCCGGUGUGGGAGCCGUAGGAGCAGCCAUGGGCAGUGCGCUAGCCGCGAUACGAGAGGAGGACAAAAAUGCAUAUGCAGACCACGAGACGUGGUCGGAGGAGGCCGAAUCGCGGAAGGACAAGCCCGCUGCUACGGCUGCGUCAUCGCGCGAUGUUAGUAAGCAUCGCAAGACAGUCGCGGUGGUUGUCUCGGCCGACACAAACAUGGAUGAUUUCGAUGAGGACGCAUUUCAUGAACAUGCGUCCAUUCUCUCCCAUAUACCCCAGAACACGGAUUUCUCCAAGAUCAAGCUGUUUGUCUUGAUCUACUCACCCGGUCUCAAGGAAACGGUCCUUGAAACCACUGCAAAUAACCUGCCUCCAGCUUCUCUGAGUUCGUCAUUCUCAAUGAUUGGCCAUGACCAGGGGCAAACACCAGGGUCUGAAGCGAAGAGCCCACUACUGAGAUCCAACGCGGACCCAUCAUUCAAUGCUGUCUAUUCGCAAGCUCUGAGCCUAGUCGAGAAAGAGUCGAUGGUCAUGCCAUUCACAUCAGCCAAUGGGCACGUCCACAUAUUGCGACAUCUCGGUCCCGAAGUCGUCUACUUACAAGAGUCCCUAGCCGGUGACAGCGGGAGUUACAUCACGCAUCUCCAGACCUGGCUGAGGCAUGAUGUCAUUCUGGUCGUUGGCGCAGACGGUGGUCACGGCGGCCUCGCAGACAGCGAGUCGGAAGCAGAGAAGCCAGAAAAGACAGAGGUGUGGUGGCAGAAGGAAGACCGAGUAGGGCGCGGAAGGGGCGUCGUCGUCGUCGAUAGCUUACGGGUCGGUGAUGAUUGGGCACGCAGGGUACAAGGUCUGGAGUAGACUUGCUUGUUACGACUUUAAUACACAUAUAGCGCUUUUAGGGAUAUGAACAUGAAUCGAGUGAUAUGGUCAUCUCAUCAUUACUCUCUCUGUAUACCGAAAGUUGACGCGAUUGCAUCUCGGCAUUAUCUUGGCGUUUACCUGUAAUUUACAGCCUUACCCCUGAACCGGGGGUUUGAAUCAUUAUCAC